Messenger RNA from Spea bombifrons (plains spadefoot toad), 2668 nucleotides. It is a transcript of the gene SLC5A3, whose product is annotated as solute carrier family 5 member 3. The coding region runs from base 406 to 2553 and encodes 715 amino acids. The transcript has 2 exons. Gene Ontology annotation, cellular component: plasma membrane. Lineage: Eukaryota; Metazoa; Chordata; Amphibia; Anura; Pelobatidae. Gene Ontology annotation, biological process: inositol metabolic process; myo-inositol transport; transmembrane transport. Gene Ontology annotation, molecular function: D-glucose:sodium symporter activity. The record is from RefSeq and is a predicted model, not a curated record.
CAGCACCUUGAGCACAGAUCCAAUCCCGGACCGAGUCUUCCGCCUGCUGCCGCUGCUCAGAUUCUACUCCCAUCAGUCGCAGCCGCCGAGGAAAUGCCCAGAUACGAGCUGUCUCUGAUUCUUAAGGCCAUGCAGAGGGGCUCCUAACCAUAGGCCUCACUACAUGGUUAAAAGCCGUUGGCCUUGGACAGUGUCGAUUUAAAAAAUAUAUAUAUAUAUUACUAUAUAUAUUGUAUUUAUAAAGUGCAUGCUAAGCACUGGGAUAUAGCCGGGACUGACAUCAAGAGAGCAAACCAAAGGACAAAGCCCUUUAAAACGUCUUUACGCUGUAUUAAAGUGAGACUGGUGGUUUUUAGAAGGAUUUUUUUUUUUUAAAAACGUGGGCAAGUACGGCAUCCGGUAACCAUGAGAGCUUUAUUGGAAGCGGCGGACAUUGCCAUAGUGGCGUUGUAUUUUGUGCUGGUGUUAUGCUUGGGAUUUUUUGCCAUGUGGAAGUCCAACCGAAGUACUGUAAGUGGAUAUUUCCUAGCCGGUCGCUCUAUGACCUGGGCAGCUGUUGGCGCCUCGCUGUUUGUGAGCAAUAUUGGUAGCGAACACUUUAUUGGACUCUCGGGGUCAGGAGCAGCAAGCGGAUUUGCAGUGGGCGCAUGGGAACUGAAUGCAUUGUUGCUUUUGCAACUCCUCGGAUGGGUCUUCAUUCCAGUUUAUAUUCGCUCUGGAGUAUACACUAUGCCUGAAUAUUUAUCCAGACGAUAUGGAGGACACAGGAUCCAGGUGUACUUCGCCAUAUUAUCUUUGAUUUUGUACAUCUUUACCAAACUCUCUGUUGACUUGUAUUCAGGGGCGUUGUUUAUCCAAGAAUCCCUGGGAUGGAACCUUUACCUGUCCAUCAUCUUGCUCAUCGGAAUGACGGCAGUCCUUACUGUCACGGGUGGACUUGUGGCGGUAAUAUACACGGACACUCUCCAAGCUUUGCUCAUGAUCGCCGGAGCCCUCACUCUGAGCAUCAUCAGCUUCGUCAAAGUCGGUGGAUUUGAAGAGGUUAAAAGAAGAUACAUGUUGGCGACACCAAAUGUCACAUCCAUUCUGCUCACCCAUAAUUUCACCAGCUCGUACGUUUGCCACGUCGCACCCAAGCCAGAUGCCCUCAGGAUGUUACGAGAGGCCUCCGAUGAGGAUAUUCCUUGGCCUGGAUUUAUGCUCGGUCAGACGCCUGCCUCUGUCUGGUAUUGGUGCGCCGACCAAGUAAUAGUACAGAGGGUUUUAGCUGCAAAGAACAUCGCGCACGCUAAGGGAGCAACUCUCAUGGCGGGGUUUCUAAAGAUUUUGCCAAUGUUCAUUAUAGUCAUUCCGGGCAUGAUUUCAAGAAUACUUUUUGCUGACGACAUCGCUUGCAUAAACCCCGAGCACUGCAUGGAGGUCUGUGGAAGCAGAGCUGGAUGUUCUAACAUUGCUUAUCCCCGCUUGGUUAUGAAAGUUCUACCCGUAGGUUUGAGAGGACUCAUGAUGGCCGUCAUGAUCGCAGCUCUGAUGAGCGAUUUGGACUCGAUCUUUAAUAGCGCAAGCACUAUCUUUACCCUUGACAUAUACAAAUUUAUGCGAAAGACUGCAACAUCUCGCGAACUUGUGAUGGUUGGAAGGGUCUUUGUGGCUUUUAUGGUUGUCAUCAGCAUUGCUUGGGUGCCGAUCAUUAUUGAAAUGCAAGGAGGCCAAAUGUACUUGUAUAUCCAAGAGGUCGCGGACUACCUGACUCCUCCGGUCGCUGCCUUAUUUCUCCUGGGCGUAUUUUGGAAACGAUGCAACGAGCAAGGUGCAUUUUAUGGAGGCAUGGUGGGUUUUGUUUUGGGAGGCACCCGUCUAAUUCUGGCUUUCGUUUAUCGUGUCCCGGAGUGCGACCAGCCCGAUAACAGACCAAGCUUCAUUAAAAACGUCCAUUACAUGUACAUAGCCACUGGCUUGUUCUGGAUAACCACCGUCAUCGCCGUGGUCGUCAGUCUCCUAACAUCGCCUCCAACCAAAGAGCAGAUCAGGACCACCACGUUUUGGGCCCUUAAAAACAAAGCUGUCAAAGAAAAGAGCCCCAAGGAAGAUUCCUAUAUAGAACAGGAGAAAACCAUUAUGCAUUGCACUGAUGAUAACAUUAAGCAGGUACCAAACGGGAAGUCGGAUGAGCACCUCAAAAACGUCCAAAACGAGGACAUAACUCUACUGGUGACUUACAAAGACGACAAUAACCCAUUGAGCUCCCUGAGCGUCUCUGAAGCGGAGACACCGGUGGAUUGUUAUUCUAACGGACAAGCGGCUCUGAUGGGCCAAACCCCUACCGAAGAGGAUAAGGUGAACAAUAGCAAGUGUUCCAAGAUUUUCCGUUGGUUCUGCGUGUACAAAGGCGAGGCUGCCGACGCCAAAAAAUCCAUCAAAGCAGAGGAGGAAGCCGAAGCGCUCUGUUUAAAAAUGCUGGAAGAGACGCCCGUCAUGAAACUGAUUCUCAACACUGGAUUGUUUUGUGUAUGCUCCGUCGGACUGUUCAUGUUCGUUUAUUUUUCGGUGUGAUUGUAACGUCUUCUACAGUAGAAGAUUUCAUGACUAAUAUAAUGAAAGCAAAGCCUGUGACGCAAGAACAAGAUUUAGACUUUUCACUCUUGCAAGGCGUUGUUUACGUUUUUUU